GCGAAGAGGAGGCGGAGGAAGGAGCGUCACUUCCGGGCCUCCCAAGCCUACCGUGGGAAAGUGGCCCUCGCCUUUCCCACGGGUGCAGGAUGAACGACUCCAGCGGGGCUGAUGCCAUUUGGGAGAAUGAGGAGCAGAAGGAAAUAACAUCCAGGGUGUCACCAGAGAGGAUCAUGACCGAGGAGGUGGAAAUGAAGAUUGGGAACCCAGAUGAACCACAUAGACAGGAUGAAACCCUACCAGAGGACGGCAGGAAAGAAUCCUCUGCUUUUCAAGGUGGAGACCUCCCAGAUGUUCAGGAGAUGAUAGACACUGAAGAGGACAGGAAUAAAUGUAUCACAUGUGAGAAAGUAUUCAGAGAUGACUCAAACCUUAAGCGGCAUCAGAGAACCCACACAGGAGAAAAACCUUAUCAGUGUUUGUAUUGCGGGAAGAGUUUUAGCCGGAACACGAACCUUGCUUCACAUCACAGAACCCACACAGGGGAGAAACCGUAUAUGUGUUCCGUUUGUAGCAAGACCUUUUGUGAUAAAUCGAGCCUUAACCGACAUCAGAGAACCCAUACAGGGGAGAGACCGUAUGAGUGUGACGAGUGUGGGAAGAGCUUUGAUCUGAGUCAGUCUCUCAUUAGCCACCAGAGAACCCACACGGGAGAGAGGCCCUAUAGGUGCUCGGAAUGUGGGAAGACUUUCAACCGGAGUCAGAACCUCUGUAGCCACAAGAGAAUCCACACGGGAGAGAAACAGCACAAGUGCUCGGAAUGCGGAAAAAGUUUCAGCCGCAGCCAGAACCUUACGAGGCAUCAGAGCAGCCACACAGAGGAUAAACUGUAUAAGUGCCAUGAGUGUGGGAAAAGCUUCCGUCUCAGCCAGUCCCUUAUAAGUCACCAGAGAAUUCACACGGGAGAGAAACCAUAUACGUGCUCCCAGUGCGGGAAAAGCUUCAACCGAAGGCAGAACCUUAUCAGCCAUCAGAGAAUCCACACUGGAGAAAAACAGUACAAAUGUUCGGAAUGUGGGAAAAGCUUCAACUGGAGCCAAGAUCUCCUCCGUCAUCAGAGGAUCCACACAGGAGAACAACCCUAUCGCUGCACGGAAUGUGGGGAACGCUUCAAUCGGCGAGAAAAUCUUAUCAGACACAUGAGAAUACAUCUGGGAGACACCACUUAAGUUGUAAUGGGGGGGGAGUGAUCAGAAGCCAGUUCCUUAUCAUUCAUUUGACAAUCCACUUUUAUUUUUAAAAGCAUGCCAUUAGAGAGAUCUUUGGUGCGACCACAUUUCGAAUAGUGUAUACAGUUCUAGUUGCCUCACCUCAAAAAGGAUAUUGUGGAGUUGGGAAAGUUUCCGAAAAGAGCAACCCAAAUGAUCAAGGGAAUGGAUUGACUUCUCCGCCCUGUGUCAGAAUUGGGAUUGUAAACUCCUGAAGGACAGAAACCUAUCUUCUUAAUAUUACUUUGUAACAAAACAUGCCCAACACCAUUUGUAUUCAAAUACUUUAAAAGGUUUACAUCCCCUAGAAAAAAUAUGUUCCAUCGUAAGGCAGAAUGUAAGUGUGUGACAAAAAGUAGCUUCAAACAUGCCUUGUUUUCCUUGUUGGGUUUUUUUUUGCUUCACUUAAUAUUUAUUAAACUGAUAUC
Molecule: messenger RNA, 1636 nt
Organism: Zootoca vivipara (common lizard)
Lineage: Eukaryota; Metazoa; Chordata; Lepidosauria; Squamata; Lacertidae
Source: RefSeq, a predicted model, not a curated record